UCACUUUAAAAGUAAAAAUGUUAAAUUGUAAACAAAACAACCCAUGUAUAAUGUAUACUGUUUUUCUAUGGGAUUAGCAACUGACAUCAUAAGAUUAAAGCGCUAAAUUAAUGUAAUAAGUUUUAUUAAAUAUGGCUGCAAAAAUCAAGGUACCAAAGCGGAAAAAGCAAGUGGUUGAAUUCACAGCUGAUAACAUAGAUAAUACAGCUCCCGUGAAAAAGAUUUUGGACGAAUUACAGCAAAAGAAUACUCAGGCCUAUACGUUUUAUUGUCACAAUGUGAAACAGAGACACACUACUCAGAAGGCAUUACAAAAUUACCACUUUGUUGUUCCUGGUUACCCAUUAAACAGUUUCGAUGACGACUGGGAUGGAGACCUAAAUGUCGAUUAUUUUGAAACAUUUCCAUAUAAAUGCUUACCUCCAAAAAUGAUAACGAAAAUAAAGAAUAUACAGAAAACUGAUCCAGUUACUGAUCUUAUGAAAAAUAAAGUUGAAUGGCAGCGAGGAUGUCGCAAUCUUAAAUUAACAGCGACUUUCAGUAACAUGAUGCAAAAGUAUGAGAGUUUGAAUGAAGAAGUUGUGCAAUGUCCAAAGCACAUUGUAGAAAUGGCAGCUCACCUGGACAGUGAUCCAGAUACUUAUUUUAAUAGUUCAUAUAAUUGGUAUUAUGCUGGAAAUGGAAACCUGCAGAUUGUCUGCAUUGAUUGGGUAGAUUAUUUGCUCCACAGUGAAUUCACUUUAGUUUAUUUAUCAGAGUUUAACAAAAAUGAGCUACUUAUAAAUCCUGAACAUAUAGCUUCUUUUGAUUGUGGUGAAGAUAACUUCAUAUUUGAAACUAUUUGUUCACAAAAUAUUAUUGCACUCAGAACAAAAUAUAAGAUCAUCAUACUAAAAAUAAUUUCAGACGAUUUUCAAAUAAAAAUAGAAAAAGUAAAAUGUUCUUACUCAGAAUUACCAUAUUGUAGCAUUACUUUUGAUAAUCAUCAUAAGAACAUACUAUAUGUUACAACAUUGGAUAAUAGAUUGAAAAUUAUCAAUCUGGACAGAUUAAAAGCAAGGAGUGUUGAUUUAAAAUGUAAAAGCACAUCAUCAAUUGAUAAUUGGAAUACUGUAAUAGGCUCUGGUAGAGGUUUCUAUACACAUGUAAAAAGAAAUUCAAUUUCAAUUUACGAUAAACGAUCUAAUGAUCAUGUCUAUGUUUGGAAAGAUGUAAGAAGUAUAACAGACGAGAUUGCAUGUAACGAUAUUUGUUUAGCAAGACAUUUUGAAGGUACAUCCUCAUUGUAUUUUGCUACAGAUCAUCAUCUCUUCUUAAUGGACCUAAGAUUCUAUCAAUCUUCCAAUUCAAAAGUUGUGCAAAGAUGGACCCACGGUAUGGAAAGUGUGCCAACAUAUUUAUCUUAUUGCAACUUCGAAAUGAAUAAAGACAUUAUAUGUCUUGGUAGUCAAUGGUGUGAGGAUAUGUGUUUAGUACCUAAUUAUAAUGAUAGAUUAAUUAAAGAAACUUAUUCCGGAGGUGUUACUGUACCUUUUCGCCCCCCUAGCAUAUUAAACACUCUUAAUAAUGCUAAACAAAAAAUGUUAUGCCAUGAUUUCUAUAAUCCUAUAGAUGCUAGGCUAUGUACUGCUAUAACUGGUGUACUAAUAAUGGAACAAGGAGAAAAAUAUGACAUUCUCAUGCAGAACUCAUUGGGAGAUAUAUCUUGUCACACAUUAUUUCCAGAACAUAUGGAAUUAUUUAUUGAUGAUGAUAGUGCUCAAAGUUUACACAGCUGGAGCGAGCCCUUUAAGCUAGAGAAUAAAGAAUUCGAAGUUUCCUCUAUCGAAAAUAUUGCAAGUGUAUGGAAACAAUUGAAAGUAUCUGAUGUGUUAGAAGUGGACGGUCUAGUCAUAGCAAAAAAGAGAUUCAAUGAAGAGGAUAUAAAAGAUGUGUUUGAUAAUGAAGAAAUUGACAGUGGUCUUCAAGAGGCUUGGGUAAAGGCCCCAAAUGAAACUGUCGUCGACGAGUCCUCCAUGGCUCUAAAAUUAUAUUUUUCUGAGGAUGAAGAAACCAUUUCCUAACUUAGUUAUAAUAAAUUUCAUAGGUUUUUUUAUGCUUAAGCAUUACUCUAAUAGUAAAUGAUAGUCAGCGUAAAUUUUUAUACUCAUGUAUUUAUUGUAUUUACAAAAUAAAACAAUAACUUUCAUUA
Molecule: messenger RNA, 2191 nt
Organism: Vanessa tameamea
Lineage: Eukaryota; Metazoa; Arthropoda; Insecta; Lepidoptera; Nymphalidae
Gene: TAF1C-like
Exons: 4
Coding region: 132-2063 (643 amino acids)
Source: RefSeq, a predicted model, not a curated record